Messenger RNA from Porites evermanni, 3928 nucleotides. NCBI's taxonomy places the organism in Eukaryota, Metazoa, Cnidaria, Anthozoa, Scleractinia, Poritidae. The record is from the annotation of a GenBank genome assembly.
AUGACGUUUGCCUCGCGAAGGAUUUUCAGGAUGGCGUCUCAGUCACAGGGAAUUCAACAGCUCUUACAGGCAGAAAAAAAGGCCGAGACCAUGGUCUCUGAAGCUCGAAAACGUACGUAAAUUCACUUCAAUGUCUAAAUUUUUUAAGUGGUGAUUGUUAGUUAGUAUGAUUGAAAGGCUGCAAAAUUUGGGCGGUCUUCUGGUUCAGACUGAAACAUCUUUAACUUGUAUGUCUCGAUUUAUUUCUCGAUUCAAAGCCGUUUUGACUGGUUUUAAACAGAGGAAGUCCCGCAUUAAACUUGUACUGUUGUUUUGGGUAACUGCAGUAUACAAUGAAAUUUUAUUUGACGUUUAAAUAUGCUCAAUUCCUAUUUUCCUUCAAUUGGACACAGAGUCGUUAUCAAGAAGAAAUGCAUGGUUGUCUUCAUCAAAGUGUAAUGGUUUAUUGGUUUAUCGGGUUAUAAUUUAGUUUUGUGUGCACAUUUAGUCGUUUGCGGUUGUUAGUUUCAAGUUGCCACAUCUUAAUACAAGAUGGAAUACACCAGUACGAGUAGGGAGUGUUAUAAAAACUCAGAACUCAGUGCCACGAAAAAUUUAGACUUUCAGGUGUCAAGGGUGUGAGUUUUUCAGGGGUCUGAGUUUUCAAGACACCCAACAGUCUGGGUUUUUUACAGGGUCUGAGUUUUCAUAACAACAAGUAGGAUCUUUCAAAGUUUGUGUGCACCAUAAAAUUACUAAUCACUUCAAUCUUAUUCCUGAGGCAGGAGCCCAUAACAUGGAGCGUACCAUUCCCUUCUUAGUCUACCGUCAGAGUUUUCACAGAUCACCUUAUUUUUAGCAUCAAAAUAUUUUGUUACAAGGUUAUACAGGGUCUUUUCCAUGUAUUUUACUAUCACUGGGAUGAAGAAUGUUGUAUACUAUUAAAAACUAAAUAAUUUGGAUCAUGCAAUUCUAAAGCUCUGAUUGGCUUAGCCAUCAUGGUAUAUGAGCCAUUAUACCAUGCUCUCCAAAUAUGGUUACUGUAUGCAUCUGGUCAAAAUUAGAAAUAAGCUGAAAAUCGGUUGUUUUUACAGACAAAGUCGGGAAGAAUUCUCGAUAAUUAUUUUGGGGCCUUUUUUUGUUGUUGUUGGAUAUGAGAUGCUUAUAACCAAAAGGGCACUACACGCCUUGUUGGCUAUCUUUGAUCUCAUAUCUAAGUGGCACUCAUGGAAUAUUGUUAAUUAUUAAAAACUGAAUCAUUGGAUAAUGCAAUUGUAGCAUUUUGAUUGGCUUAGCCGUUAUGGUAUAUGAGCUAUUAUACCAUGCUCUCCAUAUAUGGUUGGUGUACGUGUCAGUUUAAAAGUGGAAGCUAGCUGAGAUUUUUUAUCGCGAAGGAUAGAACGGCGCCGGAAGCAAAUCGUUUUAAUUCAUUUCUGAGAAUACUAGAAAUGCAAUUUCAUCGAAAGAAAAAGGACAAAAACAAACAAAAAAGCCAAAAGAGCUUGUUUGAAAGUUUGUCGAAAAACACAUGAAACUAAAGUACCUUGACCAGCUAUGAAAGAAGACAAGUGUUGUUUCUUCAUGAUCGCGAAGCCAUUCGCCGAUCGAGUCACUCGCCGAUAGAUAACUGAAGCUUGUUUAUCCGACAUCAAGAAUAUAAAUCACAAGUAACCAGCUACAAAUACAGGCUAUGCAGCCAUUCACUAGAGCAAUCAAAGCGGCAGUAUAGCUUCUUUUCUCGUUCAGCAAAACCAGCUUGUGGCUUCAAACAACUUCAUAACAUUAGCGACCGAGGUAAUACCAGUAGUUUUUCUCUGUUGUUCUUACUUUUAUAACUGCACCGAAAAUCCAAAUUCACAGUAAUUUCGACGGCUGUCACUUAAAAAUUCUUUUCCUCCACAUUAUCUGCAAGGUUUUUUUAGCUGUUCUGCUGUGUAAAAUCCUAGAAUCCUGAUGAGUUUUUAAAAAACUAAUGUUCAUCGCUACAAUGUUUUGAUUUUUCAUUCAUGCAGUCCAGGCGAGUCCAUUCGCGCGUUGACAGUUUUGAUAGACGUGUGACAUGUGAAUAGCGGAAGUCCCUUGUCUUUUCCGGUUUGUUCUAGUUGAGGCGAUUCAACGAGAUUUUGUGGGCGUUUUUAAUAAAACAAUUAUUCCACUCGGGCUUGUUGGAUAUGAAAUGAUUAUAGCCAACACGGCGCUACGCGCCUCGUUGGCUAUCUAUCAUCUCGUAUCUAAGGCGCCCUCGUGGAAUAAUUGUUAAUUAUAUCAAGGACAUUACUAGCAUUUCAAGGUUUCACUGUAUGCACUUGUUCUCGAUUUUGUACGUGUAGUCAAAUCUAUAGCAUGUCCUAAUGAUGCAGUGCUACUAAAGGGUAUUUUAAAAUGAACUAAGAUGACAUGUCUGAAAUGAAUUUUAUGUAUAUUUUGUUUAGGGAAGACACAGAAACUGAAAAGGGCUAAAGAGGAAGCUCAAGCUGAAAUCAGGAAUUAUAGGGAAGAACGUGAAAAGCAGUUUGUAGAGUAUCAGAGAGAAGUAAGUCUUAUGCAUGGAGCUUACACGUACGCACAAAUUUAAGCAGUAACUAUGUCAGUGAUUAUGGCCGCAAAAAUGUUGCGAAAAAUAAUAUGGAUGUUCAUUAGCAAUGCCGUGUAGAUAUAUUUACAUGUAAGUUGGCACAUUAAUUUUUGGAAUGUUGCAUUAAUAAAAUUUAACUGCACAAUGGAGUAGAUUGUUAUUCUCAGCUUGUGCAAAACAUUGGCUCACAAGUAAAUUAAUUCAAGAUCAUGUGGUGAAUUUGUUGAUUAAAAAAGUCUUUUUUUUCUAUAUUUUUUGGAGUUUUGAAUCUGUCUCUGAGAAAUUUCAGCAGUCACUAUGUCAUUGAUUAUGGCACCAAAAAUGUUGCUUAAAAAUAAUUUGGAUGUUUAUUAGCAAUGCCUGUGUAGACAUAUUUUAGUUGCAUAUGAAUUUUUUUGAAAAUUGUGUUAGUUUGAUUGCGCAAUGGAACAAACUGCUACUCUCAGCUUGUAUGCUUUACGUGGAUGAUCAUCAGCUCAGGAUAAUUUGUGCAAAACAUUGGCUCACAGUUCAAGAUCAUCUGGUGAAUGUGAUAAUAUAACAGUUAACUUUUUAUAUAUUUUUUGGUGUUUUGAAUCUCUCUCUAAAUUAAUUUUAGCUUGCUCCUGGAUGAUACACUGACAUUGUGCAAACCACGUUGGAACAAUAGGCAAAUUUUGAUAUAAUUAUUAAAAUAUUAUUCUUUCCUGACUCUGAGGCUUAGAGAAGAAACAAAGAAAUCAUUUUAUUAUGAGGUCCAGGAUAUACGUAUUUGUUUGUCAAAUACUCAUUCUAUUCGAAAAUAAGCUUUACUCUAAACUCUCUUUCUUCCCACCCAGUGGCAUAAAAUGAAUGGGUAAUGCUAAUACCUUAAAGUCAUAGUUAAAAUCAGCCAUCUCCCCACCUCCAAACCCCACCCUAACCCUUGUAGUUACUAAUAUUCCCAUCUGUUUUAUACAGGGUUUUUAUUUUAUGCUGGCUUUAGGGUCAUCUAACUGUAUGUAUCUACAUUUACUGUGAAACUCGCAAAACUGUGAACACCAGAAAUAUUUAUGGAAUGUUAUUGUGUUGUGAGGAAAUAGCCAAUAAGGUGUGAUAAAACUUCACUGCAAAUAGCAAUGGUAAUUCCUGGAAUUUUUCAGGUGUUCCCAAUUUUGUGAGUUUGAAAGUAAUAGCUAUAUGUACAUGUAGCUGGCACUCAUGAUAAUAGCUUUUUUUUAUCCAUAGCACAUGGGCUCUAAAGAUGAUUUCCAGGCUAAAAUUGAGGAGCAAACAACUGUUCGACUUCAGCAAGUCAGUGACAGUGUGGACCAGAAUAAGAGCAAGGUGAUAGAAAGGCUUCUGAGUCUUGUGUACGACAUCAAACCUGAACUUCACGAGAAUCUAAGGACAUAG